CCAUAGAGAGGAGGCGGGCUGCGUUCCUCGGUGAGCUCCGGCGGCGCGCGGCGGGGGAGAGAGCCGGGUUUGUCUGGCCGGCGGAGGACCCGACUCACAGAGCUAAUUCAAAAGAAGAGGAGAGACCUCUAAGAAGUCAUUUGGAAAUACCUGUAAAUAUUUGUAACUGUGUAUAAGCAGCAAAAGGAAAAUUAACCCUCAAAAAACCUCAUUGAAUAAUUGAGGCAGGUUUAUGUAUGUGUUGUUAGUUCUAUCCAGAAGCUGAAGAAUCUUCCUUUGAAUUUAAGGAUUGUGUACAGUUAAUGAGAAAAUGACUUUUCAAUUUAAUUUCACUAUAGAAGACCAUCUGGAAAGUGAAUUAACACCCCUUGGAGAUGGAGCGUUGCGCCUGGAUUCCUCCAAAGAGUCUUCGGUCUCAGAAAGUGAAAAAGGUAAACAUAGGGACAAAAAAGGUUCUACAGAACAGCUUGACUUGCCUCAAGAUCACUUUUUGGAAAAUGAGCCAGUGGGAAAUGCAGCUCCUUCUCAAGACACAAAGAACUCACUCAGUGCAGCUAACAGUUCAGGUAACUUGGAGCCACGUGAAAAACAUCCCUGCAUGAGACUCACCAAAGAGCAUGCUGUGCCCAAAGAUUGCCAGAAAGUGUUAGAAAAUAAAGUCAUAGAAAUGUUAUCGGGUCCCCAGCAUGUUAAUGUAUCAGUAGUGAAAACCGUCUUUUUGAAAGAGAACUUCCCUGGAGAAAACAUAGUUUCACAAAGCUGUUCUUCGCACUCUGAUCUGAUUGCAGGUGUUUACGAAGGAGGCUUAAAAAUCUGGGAAUGUACCUUUGACCUGCUGGCUUAUUUCACAAAGGCCCAAGUGAAAUUUUCUGGGAAAAAAGUGUUGGAUCUUGGCUGUGGAUCAGGGUUGCUGGGCAUAAGUGCACUCAAGGGAGGGGCCAAAGAAAUUCAUUUUCAAGAUUAUAACAGUAUGGUGAUUGAUGAAGUAACCUUACCCAACGUAGUUGCUAACUCUGCUUUGGAAGAUGAAGGAAAUGAUAUCAGUGAACCAGAUGUGAAAAGAUGCAGGAAAUCAAAAAUAGCACAAGAAUUAUGUAAAUGCCGGUUCUUUUCGGGGGAGUGGUCUGAGUUUUGUAAACUUGUACUAAGUAGUGAAGAAUUCUUUGAAAAAUAUGAUCUCAUUCUCACCUCAGAAACCAUUUACAACCCAGAUUAUUAUGGUACAUUGCACCAGACAUUCCUCAGAUUGUUAGAUAAAAAUGGACGGGUGCUUUUGGCCAGCAAAGCACAUUAUUUUGGUGUAGGUGGAGGUAUUCAUCUCUUUCAGAAAUUUGUAGAAGAAAGGAAUGUAUUUGAGACUAGAACACUCGAAAUAAUUGAAGAAGGACUAAAGAGAUACCUAAUUGAAAUAACUUUUAAGUAACCCAGUUAAUAUCCACUGAAUGUCCUAAGUAAAUUAAAGAGAAUAAUCAAAAACUUU
Hyaena hyaena (striped hyena) is the source of this 1480-nucleotide messenger RNA. RefSeq names its product methyltransferase like 18 (gene METTL18). Gene Ontology annotation, molecular function: protein-L-histidine N-tele-methyltransferase activity. Gene Ontology annotation, biological process: peptidyl-histidine methylation, to form tele-methylhistidine. The record is from RefSeq and is a predicted model, not a curated record. The transcript is spliced from 2 exons. Bases 311 to 1423 code for a protein of 370 amino acids. Lineage: Eukaryota; Metazoa; Chordata; Mammalia; Carnivora; Hyaenidae.